Messenger RNA from Solea senegalensis (Senegalese sole), 6002 nucleotides. RefSeq names its product guanine nucleotide-binding protein subunit beta-4. Gene Ontology annotation, biological process: G protein-coupled receptor signaling pathway. The transcript has 9 exons. The coding region runs from base 152 to 1174 and encodes 340 amino acids. Lineage: Eukaryota; Metazoa; Chordata; Actinopteri; Pleuronectiformes; Soleidae. Gene Ontology annotation, molecular function: protein binding; signaling receptor complex adaptor activity. Gene Ontology annotation, cellular component: cytoplasm; heterotrimeric G-protein complex. The record is from RefSeq and is a predicted model, not a curated record.
GUGUGUGCGUGCGUGUGUGUGUGUGUGUGUGUUUGUGUGUGAGUGAGAGUGAGUGAGUGAGUGUGUGCAGGCACACGUGUAGGCACGUGUUUUUAUCCAGGCCACUAAGUAUUGGGAGCAGAUUGUGACCUGAACACACCACAGAGUGACAAUGAGCGAGCUAGAACAGUUGCGGCAGGAAGCUGAGCAGCUACGCAAUCAGAUUCGGGAUGCCAGGAAAGCCUGUAGUGACUCCACUCUGUCACAGAUCACAGCUGGUUUGGACUCAGUGGGCCGGAUACAGAUGCGGACACGACGCACUCUCAGGGGCCACCUGGCCAAGAUCUAUGCAAUGCACUGGGGAAGCGACUCCAGGUGUCUUGUGAGUGCCUCGCAAGAUGGAAAGCUAAUCAUCUGGGACAGCUACACAACAAAUAAGAUGCAUGCCAUCCCACUCCGCUCCUCCUGGGUAAUGACGUGCGCUUACGCCCCCUCUGGGAACUAUGUGGCCUGUGGAGGUCUGGACAACAUCUGCUCCAUAUACAGCCUGAAGACCCGGGAAGGCAAUGUACGCGUGACCCGGGAGCUACCUGGGCACACAGGUUAUUUGUCCUGCUGUCGUUUCUUGGAUGACAACCAGAUACUGACCAGCUCUGGUGACACCACCUGUGCAUUGUGGGACAUAGAGACAGGCCAGCAGGCCACCACCUUUGCUGGCCACACAGGAGAUGUGAUGAGUUUGUCUCUAAGCCCUGAUUACAAGACCUUCGUGUCAGGAGCCUGUGACGCCACCUCCAAGCUGUGGGACAUCCGUGAUGGCAUGUGCAGGCAAUCCUUCACUGGCCAUGUGUCCGACAUCAACGCUGUCACUUUUUUCCCCAACGGGAAUGCCUUUGGCACAGGCUCAGAUGACGCCACCUGCAGGCUGUUUGACCUGCGCGCUGACCAGGAGCUGAUGAUGUACAGCCACGACAACAUUAUCUGUGGCAUCACUUCUGUGGCUUUCUCCAAGAGUGGUCGCCUGCUCCUGGCCGGCUAUGACGACUUCAACUGCAACGUCUGGGACACUCUGAAAGGAGAGCGUGCAGGUGUGCUAGCAGGUCACGACAACAGAGUCAGCUGUUUAGGAGUGACAGAAGACGGCAUGGCUGUGGCCACGGGCUCCUGGGACAGUUUCCUCCGGAUUUGGAACUAAAACAAACCACCUCCCUAUCAUACUCGAUCACUGCCUGCCAAACUCCUCCCUGCAAACAUACCCAACCCAUCCCGACUCAUCUGCUGGGCUGGAGCUGAGGGGUGCACACUGUGUCAGCCAAAAUCCUCUUAAUUCACCCCCAGUUCUCCUCUCCUCUGCCCAUCUGUGAGAAAGUAUUGACUCUUUCUACCUUUAUAAGUGUUUUGUUUUGUUUUUUUUGUCCAUGCAGCGACGCACAGCAACAAAACUUAAGAACUUUAAUUAAAGUUGUCCAAUCAAACUAAAUUUUAUGAAAAACUGAAGGAAGAAAUAGAUCUGUUACCAUGACCAACAACAAAUGAGAUGACCAUCAGUAUGUCAGUAUGUAAUGUGUGUAUAUAUAAAGACAGUAUAUAUGUACAGCAUUAUGUGUGUAUAUAUGCAUCAUAUAUGCAUAUAUAAUCUGUAUGUAUAUGUUUUUGUAGUUUUAUUUCCCACCCUUUUAGUUUUUUUUUAUAUAUAUAUAUACAUUUUUUUGGGGGGGUUAUGUUUUUUUUCAAAUGUACAUAUUCCCAUUCCUACACAACAAAAGGCCAGAAACGUGAAUUUUGUCCCGUGUGAGUAUCAGACAAGUUACAUUUAGCAACGGAUCAUUAUUGAACUUAAAUCCAACGACAAAAGAAGCAUAUGGCAAGUAAAAGAAACAAUUAAAAACAACUAUGAUUUGGCUUUUCUAAACUUUGCUUUUUUCAUUUAUAUAAGUGUAUUAUGGUAAAGGGAAGUGGGAAUAAUUCUAAAUGUUGCUUUCAUGUGAGUGAUGACUGGCAUAUUGUUUCCUAUUCUUUUUUAACAACAUGGCCCCUCGCAUUUUGAAAAGUAGUUGUCACACUUAAGAGUGAGAGAGAGGAUGUAAAACCAACAAGCUGUUUUCUCAAGGUUGUUUUGGUUUCAGCUUUAGCUUCAAAGUAGUUCCUGCUUCAGCCUUGACUCAAGUUGAUCGUGAUCUUAUUGAUAUUGGACAUUGAAUAUCUGAGGACCACGGCUGUUUCAUGCAAGUAGCUGUGAGUAAAGAAUUACAUCCCUGUUAUUCUCCCUAAACGUUCUCUGCAUCUAAGCAGCCCUCCAAUUUCAUCUGGCCUGCAGAAUCUACACGUUUCUCUAAAGUUCAGAUGUGCUUCUCAAGUUCCCCAUAUAAAUGAUACUGGUGGAGAGAACGGCAUCAUGCAGAGAAAGACGUAUUCUUCCUUGAGCCAAAGCUGUUUUUUACCUGUGAGCCUGUGACAGUAAGGCCUGUGAGGACAAAUAUAAGAGUGGUCAUUUGUUAUGGGAGGAAAUGAAAGGACCAUAAAGGACAGCGUUGACUCGGUCCACAGCUUUUGAGGACUAGAGAAAAGAAGACGAGAAGGAGAUGUAUGUGUCAGAGCUCACUCUUGUUUUUUAUUUUCUUUCUGAUUUACUUAAUGAAGGAUCAGCGAGUCCUUUUUGUUGUCAACACGGUGAGAUCUGCGUGACUGCAUGGAACUGGUGUCAUGUUAGCCACUCCCAAAUCACAUCAGUGCCACCACAUGCCUGUAAAAAAAAGGAAACAAACAAAAAUAGAUAAGUGUUAAUCACACUCAAUAGUUCACUUGACAGAAAUAGCUAGACGUGCACUCGCGAACACUAGUUCAAAUGUAAGUUGGUAUUUCUGGCUUUAAGUAUUUUCUCACAGGCAUCUUUCAGUAUUUUAGUUAUUCUAAAUGUGUGUGAGUUGGACCUAUCCAUCAGCUGUCUCAGGUGCCUACCUUUUUAAAUAUAAACAUUUGACCAACAUUCUUUGGAUAAAGAACGGUUCAUGCUCUUUCAAGAUGUGGCACUUUUGUGUCUCCAUUCUGCCUUACAAUGCCAUACAUAACAAGAAGUUAAUACUAGCAUGGACAACAGUAAUGUACUCCUGCUGCUAUUCCUUUUUACACGCUGAUCAAUAAGAAUGAUUGCUGUUUUCUUUCCUUUACGCCAUAGAGGCACAUUCUGAUACUAGUGAACACUAAAAAGCAUGCUUACAGUAAACCACCAUGGCCACAUGCAGCUCCAUACUGCUCCUUAUAGCAAGUGUUUUACAUCACUUUUUAUACAAUUCUGUUUUCUACUACUACCAUACAGUUUGUAGUAUUUAUUAAGGUUCAAUCAGCUGUCAGUGAAACCCCUGUCUGGCAUAACAUGAUUUCUUGUGAUUUUAGAAGGUUUUAGCUGCUUCUACUUUGCUUCGCAUUAAAGACUCCAUUUUGAGAGAAUUCAAAAUAACAGGUUUUGUUUUUUAGCCUGAGAGUAUAUUUGAGAUGUGUAGGGUGAGAUGUGAAUUACAUAUCCUAAUUGAGGUGUAUGUGUGUGUGUGUGUGUGUGUGUGUAUGUUGGGGAAGAGGAGGGAAGACUAGGGUAGGUAGGGGGUUGAUUUGCUAUGUGGAUAACAUAUAGAUCUAAGUGUUACUUCCUCAUUUGUGCCAAUGUUAUCCACAGACCCUGAGCUGUGAACUAGUCAUUGUGACAAAAAGAAAAAAAAAAAACAGAAAACAUGUUAGCUCACUUUACACAAGUGCCAGCCUUCUCCAUGUCUAUCAUUCAAGAUCAUGUGUGUGUUUAUACACAGUCUGUCUGUCAUACAGGUAAACUGCUUAUGUCCCAACAUGUUUUUCUACCCCAAAUGUUAUUGAGCUUAUCACACUCACGUUUCCAUUUUAAGACACUGGAUAUCAGAUGUUCAUGUGUCCCUAGAUCUAGUGACACAGUGACAGACUAACAGUUUCUAUUUAAAGGAAUAGUUUGACAUUUUGGGAGCUGUUCACUUUCUGGCUGUUGGGUGAUUCCCAUACCAAUGUUGUGUUAAAACUGUUGGAUACUAAGCUUCCAUGAUUGAGGUCUUCAUUUGUUUUCAUUCGUUUUUUGAGAUGUAUGUUUUUUGGCCCAUAUUUUUGUUUAUAUGAAAAACAAGUAAAAGCCAUGUGGUGCUACAGUGGCUAUCAUUGUUGCCUCACAGCAAGAACAUCACUGAUUAGGAUUCAGGUUCGACUGAGGGCCUCUCUGUUGUUUUGACAUGUUCUCAUGUGCGUGUGGUUUCUCUCUGGGUACUUAAAAACAUGCAGACAUUAAUUGGAAACUCUAAACUGACCAUGGGUGUGAGAGUGUCUCUGUAUCUUUGCCCUGUGAUGGACUGGCAAUCUGUCCAGAGCCCGCUUUUGCCCCCCACUACCCUCAUGUGGAGAAUAAAGUGGUAGAGAGUGAAUGAAUGAAUGAAAACCAAGUACUCUGUCACAGUUAGCGCUUUCUGUAGCGUACCCAUGAGAGAACCAUCACAUGAUUACUUUGGUAUUGUACAAAACAUAUUAAAAGGUCUAGUGUGUAAGAAAUGGAGGACUCCCACACUCACUCCCUCAGCAAAGAAAUGUUGUGGCCUUCUGCUGUAGAAACCUGGAGGUGCAAGAUGGUGGCCCUUGCCCUAAGUAUUCAUAAAAUUGCCCAGGCGAUUCUAAGGCUAAACCCCCCGAAUUAUUUUAAAGUGAGUUAUAGUUGGUGUCUGCCAAUAAACCCUCCUAAACUUACACAGUGGAUCUUUAAUGGAGGGGAAUUAUUGGGAACUUGACUGUGCUGCCACUCCUGUAUUAAUAUGUAAAUAUGUUUAAAAAAACUAAAUUAAAGAGGAAAAAACAACAAGCAGCAGCCUUGUCUUAGCUAGGAACUCCAGUUGGUUGCCUGGAAACUGGACCAGAACAUACAGUUCUCCAGCUUCUUUUUCAGUAUUGAACAGACAUACUAGCUACAUUUGCCAUUAAUUAGUUUACAGGCAUUUUAUCAGCAGUUUUUGUUUGUACUUACAAAAAGUUAAUCUAUAGCUGUUUGUUUCGUUUUCUGACUUUGUGCUAAGCUAAGCUAAGCUAAACUAAGCUAAGCUAGUCUGCAGUAAGUAUGGUCGACAGAGACAAAAGUCACCUGAAAUUUCAUCUCCACCAGAAAGUGAAUCAUUUAUUUCCCUUUCUCAAACCAUCUCAACCCAUCUUCACUUAUUCUGUCAUUAUAUUCUGUGUGAACUUUUAAAAACAUAAGCACCAUAGUCCUUACCAGGUAAAAACGUGAUAUUCAGCAGGCGGCCAUUUCCUCACAGUGUGUGUAAUUCAGCAGUAUUAGCAGCUGGAACCUGGAAUAGCAAGUUAACACUUUGUGCCUGUGCAGUUCACUCAUAAACAGAGGUGCUUUGCUUCGUUCAUUAGCACAAUCGUCUUGUAUUUACUCCCACCCCCCUCCCAAUGGUUCAGUCCCAUUACUUGUCACCUGCUUGUCUGUCAACACCUGAUGCUUUAAGGUCUGAAGUGUCAGGACUUUAUUUUAAUCCUUGAGUUAACAUCUAACUUUAAAGAUUAAAUGGAAAACCUGUGCAGCAUAGUCAGGCAGUGAUUGAUGAUGAUGACGAUACACUUCAUGAUCUUAACUGAAUUUACAAAAAAAAAAAUCACGCACUAAAGGGGAGGGGGGAUCGUCACCAUUUGAAUUGGUUGUAUCACACAUAACCACCACCACCACAACAUCCUCACAAAUAUAAUGCACUGCCCUUUGACUCUACAACCUACUGUUCUGACAUUUUCAUUUUUUAUUUUUGGUUUUAUUUAUUGUUAUAUGUAAGCCAGUAAAGACCAGGGACUCGGUGCCAUGAUAAUUCUCUUACAGUGCUAUCGUGUGAAAUUAUAAUCACUUGUUAUGGAAUAAUUUUUAUAGUCUUUUUCACACCAGACCUUUUUUUUGUAUUUGUACAGUGGCUUGGUUAUACUGAUAUGUUGCCAUGAGUUAUUGUAACCAAUAAAAAAAAAGCUUUUAACCAAGA